GGCAAGGUAAACAAGGGUAAAAUGGAUGCCGAAGUCUGCUAAAUUGGAAGGACCUUUUAUGUGGCCAAAAUGAUUUAUCCUUGACACCUUUACUGACCACAAAAAGAGGAGAAUGGCUAAGCAGGUUGGAUUACUUCCAGCGGGCUGUCAACCCUGGAAUGUUGAUGUAGUGGCCGCCAGUGGGGACAGAUUUGUGUACUGUGCCACACUUUGUGUAUAUAUUUAUCAGUUGGAUCGAAAGUUCCAAGAAUUUAGACUGGUUUCCAUCAUGUCAGAGCACAAGAAAACUAUAACAGCCAUAGCCUUUAACCCAAGGAACCCUGAUUUCUUAGCAAGUGCAGGAGCUGACAGAAAGGUUAUUAUAUGGAAUGUGGCCAAUCAAAAAUUGGUUGCUAGAAUGGACACAGCUGACACACCUAAAGCCAUUGGUUGGUGCUAUGACCAAUUAGAUACAUUGUCUUUUGCUGGUGGGAAAGGACCUGUUCAAAUAUGGAAAUUCCAAGAUGGACUGAUGAUAAAGACAUGUAGGGAAGCUUCAGGGUUUCCUUCAAGUAUUUUAUUGUUGAGGUGGCAUCCAAAAAAUACAGGGCGGCUAGCUGUUGGUCAUCAGAAUGGUGCUAUAUCUAUUUGUAAUGUAGGUGGUAAAAGUUACAAAAAUACAUUAGGACCUGAAGAUGAAGAUGAUUCAGAGAUGGAGGACCCAGUGUCUAGUCUACAGUGGGACCCUCUAUCUACAGACUACUUAAUAAUGUGUAAUGUUCGAGCUGGUGUACGAUUGAUUGACACGGAGUCACAGUCAGUAAUUAUGAAAUUUACCCCACCUAGUGCUGCUUCCAGUAUAAGUGCUAUGUCCUGGAUAAAUAACGCUCCUGGGAUAUUUGUUACGGGUGAUGUAAGAAGUGGAAUAUUAAGAAUUUGGAAUGUUUCUAUGUCUAAACCAAUAGAAACUAUCAAAAUAAAAAAGACAGGUAUACAUGCUUUACAAGCCAUAACAACUAAAAUAAUGAAGUCCAAAGACAGUAGAGAAGGACAUGUGUCAUCUACCAGUGCCGCUGAUUCUCCUGCCAUGGUGAAUCAGGCACAUUUUGCUGUUCCUCCGGCACAAAUCCUGUGUACAUUCCAUGAUGGUGGAGUAGGCUUGUAUGAUCUUGGACUUAAGAAGUGGAAAUUUUUACGAGAAGAGGGACACAUAGAAACCAUAUUUGAGUGUAUAUUUUGUCCUGAUGAUGUAGAUUUGUUAGCCACGGCCAGUUUUGACGGUACAGUUAAAGUAUGGAAUGUAACUAAUAUGGAGGCUGUAAAAACGUCACCAGGUAAUGAAGGAGUGAUUUACUCUAUAUGCUGGGCCCCAGCUGAUUUGAAUUGUUUGGUAGCAGGUACUUCUAAGAAAGGAAUAUUUAUAUGGAAUUAUACUACCAACAGAAUCACACAAAGAUUCCAUGAGCAUGGAGAAAGUCCUGUUUUUGGUGUGGCUUGGAACCAGAGUGAUUCCAGAAGGAUUAUGUCUGUUGGACAAGAUUGUUAUUGUAUCAUACGAUUGGUGAAUGGUGAAGUUAUACAGAAAUACAGACAUCCUGAACCCGUUUUUGGCUGUGAUUGGAGUCCACAUAAUAAAGAUAUGUUAGUGACAGGAUGUGGAGAUAUGAAAGUUAGAGUAUAUUAUAUACCUACAUCAGCUGAUGCACCCCUGAAAGUAUUUACUGGUCAUACAGCUAAAGUCUUCAAAGUAAAAUGGUGUCCACUGAGAGAGAGUAUUAUUUGUAGUGGUUCAGAUGAUGGGACAGUAAGAGUAUGGGACUACACCCAAGGAGCUUGUAUUUGUGUAUUAAAUGGACACACUGCCCCUAUACGAGGUCUUCUAUGGAACACAGAAAUACCAUAUUUAUUGAUAACUGGCAGCUGGGACUACUCUAUCAGGAUUUGGGAUCUUAGAGAUGGAGCCUGUAUUGACACCAUUUUAGACCAUGGAGCUGAUGUUUAUGGUCUAACAAGUCAUCCAGACCGACCAUUUCUGAUAGCCUCUAGUUCUAGAGAUUCAACAGUUCGACUUUGGAAUAUCACACCACUAGUACAACCAUUAGAGAUGAACAUCAUAGCUGGAAAACCUUGGUCUGAAAUCUUUGGAACUGUUGAAACAGCAAUGGUGCCUGGUCAGAAUCCAUUAAUGAUUGGACGAGCUUCUAUUGAACGUAAAAUAAAACAAUUAGAAUUGGCUGGUUUAAAAGAUGUCAGACCUCAAACUCUCAAAGUAUUUUCAAAGUUUUUUAGUCAACCAGCAGGCAGCAAUAAUUUAUGGAACUUGGUGUCUGUAGUACAGGGUUUGGAUGAUAUAUUACUUGGAGAGAAUUACAGUAAAGGAAUCAUGCAUGUUAAACAUCUUACUAAGUUUAAGGCAUCAGAAGCUCAGACAUUAGAAAUGGCCAAAAUGUCAAAGUUUGGAGGUGGUAUUGGUGCACCUACAAGGGAGGAACAUUUAAAAGAAUCAGCUAAGAUACAUAUGCAAUUAGGAAAUAUACAAAGAUAUUGUGAAGUUCUUGUAGAACUGGGACAGUGGGAGAAAGCUUUAGCUGUUUCACCGGGUGUUUCAUUAGAGUAUUGGAAAUCAUUAACUAAAAGGUAUGCAUUAAGGUUGAUCAAAGACGAAAGUGAUGAAGUUGUGCCAUUUGGCGUAGCUGUAGGUGAUACUGAACUCUUAAUUAGUAAUUUCACUACUAGAGGGCAGCUGUUUGAGGCAGUAUUGACAGCCCAGGUUGCAUGUGAAGGAACAUUUAUACCUCAACAGAAUUCCUCCUCCUCACCAGGGUUACCUAAUGGUACUGAUUUACCUUCUAAACAGGAAGAUAAGUUAUUAAAGAACUGUGUACAAAGAUUAGCUGACUGGUAUUUUUAUAACGGAUCUCCUAUAUUAUCUGCUUGCUGUUAUCUGUCUAAGGAUGAUGUCAAAGGUGCAAUAGGAAUACUCAUUAGAGGUCAUGAGCUUGAACUGGCAGUUGCUAUGGGAACAGUUUUAGGAAAUGUUUCAGAGCAAACAUAUUUAGCAAUAGAAUAUUUAUCAAGAAGAUGUGAACAUCAUGGCAAAUGGGAACUGGCUAUAGAUUUGUUAAAACUUAUACCGGACAACAGUUUACUAUUGGCCAAAUGUUGUUCUCGAUGUUCUGCAAGUAAAGAUGAGAUUAACAGUCUUCAUAAGAGGGCUGGCCUUCUUUCUACAGAAGAUUGUUUAACAGAAGCUGAGAAGCUUAAAAAUGUUGUAAAUUGUUUUGAAUGUGCCAAGUAUUAUCUUUUAUCUCCUAGUCCUGAAAUUGGUUUAAAUAUUGGUCUUCAAGAUGUUAAAAAAAAAUUAUAUUCAGGGUACUGGGAUAUAGAUGAAGUAUUUUCAGUAUUACAGUUGAUCUCAUGUAUUAGGUCAGAUAAACUAGAACAAAAUAAUGAGAUGAGAUAUGAAGUAUUGUGUUUGUGUUCGUAUAUCGGUGCACUGAUGGCAAUCAGGAAAGGAUAUGAUCAGAUUGUACUGUUUUUGUUGUCUUUAGCGAGAACUUUGAUGCAGAGACAUAAUCUAACACUGCCUAUAACAGACCAGAUGAUAGAGAAAGAACAGAAAGCAUGGAAUGUAAUACUCAAUCAUAAAGACGAAAGGAGUUUGACAUUUGAGAUAGAUGUAACAAGUUUGAACGUAUCACCAGAUAUCCUGACAGACUUCCAGAACCUAGUAAAGAAAGCUGGUGUGGAGAAAAGUUUAGUAGGAGUCGGACCUGACCUGGUAGCCAGUUCACAUCUACCCUCUCACUCUGAUGUACAUAUAUCUGUGAUAACAGGAACCAGGAUAAUGGGUUUGGCCUACUUCUUGGAAGAUGGUAAAUCAGCUGUAUCUCCCAAUGAAGCAUUGAUGUGGGCUAAAGUCAACCCUUUCUCACCUACUGGAUCUGGACUGAGGAUUAACCCAUUCUGAUUCCUCAUUGGCACUAGUCCUGGCUAGAAUAAACAAUUAGUAUUAUACAUGUGCUAAAUUUUGUCAUUCAGAAAGAAUUUAAUCGGUGGAAAUAUUUAUUUUUGUCACAAUUGUUAAUCUAGUCUUUUGUCAUAUUAGAUUAUUCAUACAGGAUCUCUCUUUUAAAUUUAGCAAUUAAAUUCCAAGAUUUCUAUGCAACAAUGCUAGUAAUGUUUGCUCCCAUGGUUGUACUUCCAUGGAGAACUUCCUGGUUAUCAAGUUAGGCAAUAUUAAUUGAUUGAAGCAUUUUCCUGUGUUUUGCCCAACUUUUGGAGGUCUGGUUAAAAAAAGAAGACAUUUGCAUACAUUUUUGGGGGAAUUAUUGCCAAAUGUCUGUUUUUCAACCAAAGAAAGAUUAUUUUCAUAAUGCUAUUAUAGUGGAAACAUUGUUAAUGCACCUUUGAGCUUCUGUAAUUUAUGUAUCUACAUAAAGCUUGGUAUUUUUAUAUUAUUUUUUUCUUAAUGAACAUCAUUAUGCCCGAAAUGAAGUGAUCCGUCCCUCCUUCUGAAACAAACAGUCUUUUUUUUCUUUGUCUGCAGAUAUUGAUCUAUAUUUUUGAUACAUAAGUGUAUAAUCAUGAUAUAUUGGUCAAGUUUGAACAUCAUUACCGUUGAGCAACUUUUGGCAGAUUAACAACACCUACGCCCCUUUGAACUUAUUUGCCCAAUAUACUACUGCAACCUUUUGUCAUCGCAACUCCUCUCAAACCACACAACAGAAUUUCAUGAAACCUUUUCAGAUAAUAAGGACAUACUACGUAGAUGUGCAUAUCGACAGGAAAUUACGAUUCAAUUUUUUUUCCAGGAGUUACGCCCCUUUGAACUUAUUUGCCCAAUAUACUACUGCAACCUUUUGUCAUCGCAACUCCUCUCAAACCACACAACAGAAUUUCAUGAAACUGUGUAGAUAAUAAGGACAUACUAUGUAGAUGUGCAUAUUGACAGGAAAUUAUGAUCUGAUACAAUUUUUUUUUCUUACACUUGUUUUAUUUCUCCAAUGACAAUGUGGGGACGUGGGGUAUGUGAGCGCGCUCACUAGGGUUCUUUAAUUUCUGCAAUUAAGAGUAAAUUAAUUUCUCAUAAUUCUUUAUUUUUAAAUGAACCACAUAGUUCAGAGAGGAAACACAAAUUUCACUUAAAAUGAAUUAUACUCAAAGCUCCAAAGUUUUAAUCCAACCAGAAAAAUUUAUCCACAUGAAAUACACAGUGAAAAGUACAUUAAUCAUUUAUCAAUUCAAUUCACUUAAGCUUUCAAUCAAUCAUCAAGAGCUACAGGUACAUUUAUAGAAGAACUAAUAGAAGAAUUCAAAUAUCGAAAAAUAUGCAACAAGUGACAGAACAAGACAGUAAUUCACGAAUGCAUGUAGCGCUUGAGUAAAAUAUCAGUGUUUUUCGAUCAUGAAUUGAAUAUUUUUUUUAAAUUGAAUUCUUCCAUUAUUUAUUCUUUUUAUAACAUUGACCAUGUGGUUUUUAAUGGAAAUAAAGUAGAAAAUACAGGGAACUAUAUCUUUUUUUAUACAUUCCCAAAAUCGUUACGAUGCAACAUUGUAUGAAGUCAGAGGAGUGAAAUUAUCUGUUUUUAUUUAACUGGGAAAUCACAGUAAUUCAUUGUAUUUUUUUCCUAAAGUAACACAGACGUUGAGCCAUUGUGUUUAAAUUGAAUAGUUAAAAAUGUUUGUAGCAGUUUACAUUCCAUAAGUAUAUGAUAUGUUAUAUGCAACAGAUUAUUUAUUUUAUGAGUAUUUUUUUCAUAUUUUGUAGUUGUUAGAUAUAUUAUAUCAUUGUUAAGUUUUUGAAAUAACAAAUCCGUCCAAGCUCUGUUUUGCUAUGCAUGUUUUGGAUUUUUUGCCCUUGUAUAAUCUAUGUAUAAAAAGCACAAGAAUACUCUUUUAAAUUAUUGUUUUUACCAGAUUAUAUACAUGUAUAUAUCUUCCUAUCCAACAUAUAAGUUCAUAUUGUACAUGUUCAAUUGUUCAUCAGUCAAUCAAGCAGUUCUAUAAAUUUUACCUUCAUAUUGAUUAUAAUCCAAUGCUCCACAUUUCAGUGUUAUUUUAUUCAUUAUGACAUUCAUUUUCUGCUGGAAUAACUAGAGAUGGUUUUAGGUAUAAUGUAAUUUUAAAAAAUAACACUUCUCCAUAUUUUUAAACAGGUUUUUCAGACAGAAAUCCAGUUAUUGAAUUGGGUGGUGGCUCUAGCAAUUUCUGGAUUAACCAUUCAACAAAUGCAUUUUGAUAUGUUGUUACUGAUGACUAAAUUAGAGGUCAAGUUUGAUAUUGACGAUUUUCAUUUUUGAGGUUCAGGAGUUAUGGUCCUUGAUUGAUUAAAAAUGACAUUUUAAGUUAUUUAUGUGCAAUAAGUUGAGUUAUGGCCCUUAAUUGCUUGAACAAUGACAUUGAAAAAUGUAAUAAAAACCCGGUUUGUUGUCAUCUUGACAACCUCUUGUUAAUUUGUAGUACAAAAUGUAUUGAUAUUGAUAUUUCUGCAUUUCCACACAUCCUCCUCAUCUUUAAAUUCCAGAGCCCUCAAACUUUUAAAAAUGUAUGUAGAUACAUUUGAUACUUGCACUUUUUCUCUAUGUUUGAAGAAUUUUGAUAUUUCAGAAAGUGAAACUGAAGUAAUUUUUUCAUCAAAAUUCUGUAUGACAGGAACUAAUCUCUAAUGUGUGAUUUUGUCUUGUUUUAGCUAAAAUUUUGUAGGAAACAGUAGAUAGUUCAGGGUAUAUAGAUGCAAGAUUGAUUUUUUUUUAAAUAUAUAGGAUUAUAGUUAAAACCUUGUAUGUUUUAGCUUCCAGGAAGUAGACAUUUUUCCUCACUGUAUUGCAAAGAAUUUAGAAGUAUGUUAACACAUUUUUAAUUACUAGCACAAUUUUUGAAACAUUAAACAAACAUUCCUACAUUA
Mytilus californianus (California mussel) is the source of this 6886-nucleotide messenger RNA. RefSeq names its product WD repeat-containing protein 17-like. Bases 113 to 3949 code for a protein of 1278 amino acids. Lineage: Eukaryota; Metazoa; Mollusca; Bivalvia; Mytilida; Mytilidae. Gene Ontology annotation, molecular function: protein binding. The record is from RefSeq and is a predicted model, not a curated record. The transcript has 27 exons.